CGUGCCCAAACGAGUAUAGCCGGCCAGCCAGCAGUACGCCGCGCGCCGCCACCCGGGUCGCCUGUGUCGCUUCGGUACAUGUGUAUUACAAAAACUUGCUUUAUCGCAAGUUAAAACAUACAAGUGCAUAAAACUCAUCAAUAUCCCAUGUUUUUAUGGACAAUGGUGAAUCAAGCCGUAUAACGGGACGAUUGCGUGCACCCUGGCCACGCAAAUGCGGUUUUUGUAUAUUAGUGGGUGGAAAAAUAAACAUAACACUCCGGGGCAGAGGCGGCGCCAGCGCGGCGCCCGGCUCCACUCGCGUGCUGAUGACACAAUAAAUUGUGAUGCUGACACGAACAGAAGCUUAUAGGAACCUACGUCCUAGAGGACGACGAAGGACGUUCUAGUUUAAAUCUUUUAGUUUACAAUAAUUAUAAAAAUGCAAGUGCCUAAUUUUUUAAUCAUGUUGGGUAACCGCCGUAACUUAAUAUUUAGAGUGAGCAUUGUGUUUAACAUCGCCGUAUUGUUGUACGCGGCGAUGCAUUACUCCGGCAACAGCGCCCCGGGGGUCGACUGGGUGCCGAUCACCAGUGAAGGUUUGGAAAGGACUGCCGAGCUUAGGUAUCUCAAAGAAGAUGUGCGAAAUGAAACCAUGGUAAGGUUUGCGGAAUUCGGUCCGCGAGUUGCGGAAUCCACGUCCCAGAAGGUAGUGCCCUCAACAAUGUCCACAGUUAAGAAGACUGUCUCGAGCACUGCGUCAGACGUAGAUAAGAAAAUCAGUGCUGCACCAUCUGAAGUGAACAUAGUCAAUGAAACUCUUGACGUCUACGACGAGAGUGUGCUGUCUGAACCAACCCUGACGUUACUCCGACAACUGCUCGGGUGCAACGACAAAGACUUUCUUCCUGAGACCCUGCAACGCGGAGAAUUCUGGGUGCUGAAAAAUUACGUACGCGCUAACCACGGUGCGAUAGCGUGCCACGAGAGCAUCACCUACACUACGCACGGUGGUUUCGAGUUCCUCGACAACCUGCUUCCUCUGGUAGAACGAUGGAUGGCACCAGUGAGCUUGGCGAUCCACGCGCCCGGCUCCGACAUGAUGCCCACCGUGAACAGCAUCAGGUACCUGCGCGACUGUGUGGGCAAUGACCUGAUCCUGCAAUACGUCACCUUUCAUAUCUUCUUCUCUAACAAGCACAUACCAUCCACCAUCCCAGUUCCAGAAGAUUUUUUGAAGACAUCUUACAACUGCAGUGAGCCACCACCGUACGUCGUCAACUCUUCUUCAACUUACAAACAACAGAAGAAUCUUCUGUACCCAAUAAACGUGGGCAGAAACAUUGCCAGAGGUUCUGCACUCACACACUUCGUACUGCCAUCAGACAUAGAACUAUAUCCAAGUCCAGAUUUGGUACCAAAGUUCCUGAACAUGAUCGCAAGAAACGAGGCACCACUGAGCACUUCCAGUAAACCUAGAGUCUUCCCAAUAAGCAUCUUUGAAAUUGCUAAGAACCAAAAUGCACCAACGACCAAGUCGGAACUACAAGUAAUGUUGCGUAACAAGACUGCAAUCCCCUUCCACAAAUACGUGUGUCCCACGUGCCACAACAUUCCGCACGGCAAGGAGUGGAUGACGACUCUGGAAGGCAACCAGAUGGAAGUGUUCCACGUUGGCAAGAGGCAGGGAAAGUUCGUGCACUGGGAGCCAAUUUUCAUCGGAACCAAUCAAGAUCCGUUUUAUGAUGAGAGGUUGAGUUGGGAAGGAAAGCAAGAUAAGAUGACACAGGGCUACGUCCUCUGUGUCAAAGACUACGAGUUUAUGAUCCUCAACAACGCUUUCUUGGUCCACAAGCCAGGCAUCAAAUAUUACACGAAAAACGUCAAGAGGGACAAGAUCGGUUCACGACAAUCUGCCUACGUUAGAAAUGUCAUCCAUCCUGAACUAAAGAAACUGUACGGAGUAAAAUCAGGUUGCGUGCUGUGACACCAAUCACGAAUCAAGAUAUUGAAAGUGAUCAAUCGUAGUACACCUUAGAGGUACAAAAUAGAUUCCAAGGCUAUUCCAAACGCUAGGCAAACUAAUAGAAGCUUACAGGGUUCAAUUUUCCGCCUGAUUUUGGAAAAUGUUUAAAUGGAAUUGUCUCCUAAUGAAACAUAUCAAUACGAACAAAAAUAUAAAUGCAAAGUAACUUUGGUUAAGAUUUAUACGCACACUUAUUUAUAAAUAAUGUGAAUAUGUAUAACGAAGCUAGAAACGUACUGACUACUGUCCCAGGCGUCCUGAUUUACAAUGCAUAGGAUGCAUUUAAAAAGUCACGCUUCGAGGCCUUAAUCGUUUAACAUUAGGAACUGAUGUUCUUAUGUUAGAAACAUUAUACACGUCCGUUAUGUCUAAGUCAAUGUAUGGUGUAUAUUUAAAAUUUCUUAAAUUUUCUGUGUGGAUAUUAUGUCACUAUUAUUUGAAAUACCAAAUAGGUAAGAUAAAGUUGUGAGUAACAUCGAAAAAGGAUCUACCUACAGAUACGUGCAAAAAUAUGGAUACCUGAAGCUUUUUAAUUAAAAUUUAGCAUGUAAAAUGCAAGUUACACCAGUAGCUUUGCAUAGAGGUGUAACAGGCCCUAAGUAAAUUAAGUUAGUAACCGACCCAUCAAUCACUUUAGGUGACAUAUUUUUGCACGUAAAUAUUUUAAACAAAUGCAACCCGGUCUUAGAGUUCGCUACAGACAAAGCUAAAAAUAGUUAUAAAGAACAUGUUUCGGUUUAUGUAAAUAUUUUGCUUAUGAGUUAACAUUUGGUGCGUUAGCUCUAAUUUUUAAGUUGUUAGCACACUGUGGUGUUAGACGAUAUUCUUACUACGUUUUGUUUGUCUUCUGCUUAUAUUUGUAGCUUCGUCAAUGGUGUGCUGCAUGCCUUAAUAUGUAUGUAACAGAGUACUUGACUCGUGAUAUUUAAGUGCUUUUUUACAGGCAGUCGCUAUCGGAUCUAAAUGAUCGUAACAGAUUAGUCAAUCCCGAAUUUUCCUGGUACCUAUCCAAUAAACGAAAACAAACGAAUAUGAUAGCGUUAUUAAAAAGAAAGAGCUUCAAAUGUGUGAUUCCAAUUUUAACACUAUGUCUUAAUGACUUAAGUUUGAAUUUGUAUAUAAACUGUAUCUCAUUAUACAUACUCGUAUAUUGUAAUGCACGUGUACGUCUUGUAAUGUUUGUAUUUAUUUCUACUCAUUCUGAAAUGCAUUUUUAGUCUGUACUUGAGUAGGUGUAUUCGCUAGCGGUAAAGUAUUUGUAGAAUUUUAUGAUAAUUAUAUUAUCGUCUAUGUACAUAAUCGGUUAAGUUAUAUAGUUAGAGUUUCUUUGGUUAAAUUUAUUUGUGAUUUUAUUUUUAGUUAAUCAUAAAAUCACAAACAAAUUGGCACGGAACUUAAGUUGCACUAUUCUCGCUAGUAAAAUCAUUUGAUUGCGCUUUCACACAGCGGAUUUUUCAUACGGAAAAACGUUGUUAGGCGUAAUAAGUAGAUAUAAAAACAUAAUUUUAUUUUUAUAAGCAAUUUAUUUUACAACAUAAACUCAGACAUCGCAAAAAGCAACAGUGCAUUGUUUAAAAUAAACUUUUCAAAAAAGUAAAGAAAGCUAAAUUGGCCCGUGGGUACACAUUUAAGACGCGUUUAUAACAUGAAAUUACCUACUUUAGCGGUUCCUAUAUUUAUUGACUAAUAUUACCAGUUUGGACCCAGAAGAACACCAUUUUUUUUAUUCCUGCGUGCAUCUAUGGUGUAGUUUUUUUUAUUGUCUUGAUAAUAUGCCCAUUUUUUUGCAUCAUUGGAACCAGUUCGAUUUCACCCAUUGUAUUUAAAACCCAUACUUUUAACUUUAGGGGUUAAACCAAUGUCUUGGUAGAAUUUUUGUUUAAAACUAGGCACGGCUGCUUUUUAGAACUUCCUUAUUAAACAAACCAGUAACUCGAAAACGGACCAAAAAUCACGACCCAUUCGAUUACUGAAUCAACCAGGCAUUAUGUAUAUUAUGAAAUGAAUUUAAAAAAAGUCAAUUUAAAUACAGCCUGCUUAGUAUAUAAUAUGCCUAAAGCUGGGUACUCACUUAGCAGUGUAGCACGUAACGUAUCAGAUACGGUAUCAAGUGAGUACGUAGGCACGAGCCCGCUGCGAGCCGCUCGCGCGUGGAGUGACCUGUAAGCUCGCAGUGACCCGCCGAGUGGCGGUUUCACUGCGAACACAAAGGCGACUCGCUGUGUGCUCGUGAGGACUGUGGACGAGCCGUACCCACUUGCAGGUUGAUACCGUAUCUGAUACGUUACGUGCUACACUUCUAAGUGAGUACCCAGCUCAAUAUUACAUGAAACUCCGAUGAGUAUCGGCCUUAUUAUGGUAACUUUAGUAUUUAGUAACUAUUGUAAUUUAAAAAAUAUAUAAAAGUCCUAAGCUCACCACGUUCGAUAUUUAUUUUUAGGAUUAUUAAUAAGUUUAAUUGUUACUUAGAAUUCCUUAGUUUUAUUAUGGAAAGAAUUUUCGCUUCAAGCUAUUAUUCCAAGGUAUUAGCAAAGUUGGUUACGUUUGUCCAUAUGUAAACUGGUUGAAAUGGAUACCUAUUUUUUUGUUACAACCAGUUUCCAUACUUCUAUUAAAAUCUAGUAUUAAGACUGGAAAAAGUGGAACAAGAAAACUAUAUAUAGAGAGAGUAGGAUAAGUCCAUAGAAGUAAAGAAACGAAUUGAUAUCCUCUCCAUGCCUGCCGGAUGAUAUUUUCCUAAACAGCUGGACUAGAUGUGGCAAUACAGCCUUUAAGUGUGUCCUUUAAAAGAUAAAGUAUUUUAUUAUAGUAUUAAUUUAUUUCUGAACAUCGCAAAGUUUAUUUUUAUACAGCUGCUAGAUUUUAUUAGUUUUAAAUUUAUCUUUUAGAUUGUAAUGGGUCCCGGUUAUGGUAAACGCAUGUGGUGAGCUUUCGAUAAGGCUAAGUGCCUCUAGUUUGUAAGCCCAACAUAUAGUCUUUUAAAUGUGAUCAUUUAUAAAAUAUUUAUCAAUGUAUAAUCUAAAUACUACGUUUUGUAAUGUUUUCGUAAGAAUCUACAUUAAUGUAAUCGGCCCGAAAAUCGAUGUAAUACAAUAAAAAUUCUUACAUUUCA
This is a messenger RNA of Helicoverpa zea (corn earworm), 5117 nucleotides long. RefSeq names its product beta-1,4-glucuronyltransferase 1-like. NCBI's taxonomy places the organism in Eukaryota, Metazoa, Arthropoda, Insecta, Lepidoptera, Noctuidae. The record is from RefSeq and is a predicted model, not a curated record. Bases 422 to 1966 code for a protein of 514 amino acids. The transcript is spliced from 7 exons.